AUGAAAUUCUUGCUCUUGACCGUUUUCGUUUGCUUGGCCGUCUGCUUCAUGGCGACCAGCGCAGUUCCCGUCGAGGAGGCCAUACCCGAGGGUAUUGAGGGUAUUGGUAAUGAACCCGUCAACCCCACUGAUGAUCAGUCCAUCCUGCUGAAACUGAAGCUGCUGAAGAAACUCCUGUUCUUGGGCUAAGCCCAGCCUUUAUACAAUUGGAUUUUUAGUUUAC
This is a messenger RNA of Scaptodrosophila lebanonensis, 223 nucleotides long. RefSeq lists its product as uncharacterized. The record is from RefSeq and is a predicted model, not a curated record. Lineage: Eukaryota; Metazoa; Arthropoda; Insecta; Diptera; Drosophilidae. The coding region runs from base 1 to 189 and encodes 62 amino acids. The transcript is spliced from 2 exons.